This is a messenger RNA of Strongylocentrotus purpuratus (purple sea urchin), 612 nucleotides long. RefSeq names its product asialoglycoprotein receptor 2-like. NCBI's taxonomy places the organism in Eukaryota, Metazoa, Echinodermata, Echinoidea, Camarodonta, Strongylocentrotidae. The transcript is spliced from 5 exons. The record is from RefSeq and is a predicted model, not a curated record. Bases 1 to 612 code for a protein of 203 amino acids.
AUGAGCCCUACGACUACGAUAUCGGAACGCUCAGACACAACGACUUCCCAAUCCACCACUACCACGAAGUCGGUGACAACGGAAGCGAAAACCAAGUCCGCGAUGAGCCCUACGAUCAUGAUGCCAGAACGAUCAGAGGCAACGACAUCGCAAGAAACCACCACCUCAAAGUCAGCAAAAUUAUCGACUAUGGACGUGGUGACCAAGACGGCUACGAGGCCUAUGACCACGGUGUCAGCCACAACGACAUCGCAAGAAACCACCCCCUCCACAUGCUCAUCCCCUCCGGUGGAUUGUGAAUUCGGCGGGUCGUUCUACAAUUUCAGCACUUCGGAGAUGGAUCAUGCUUCUGCGGUUUCAGCUUGUUCCCAAUACGGAUCCCAUCUGGUCUUCAUCGAGUCGCAAGAGGAGGAGGACUUCAUCGCGCGGCAUGUUGAGUACUACCGGUAUACCUGGGUGACUGAUUACUGGUUCGGGCUGACCGGCUUGAGUCCCAACCCCUCUUACCAAAUCAUGGAGUUCGAUGUCACUAGCACAGGCAUCUUCAGGAAAGAGGAAGUAAACAGCUCUGCGUUUGGUCACAACCAGACGCAUCAACAAAGAUUUAUCUAG